AUGAAAGGAGAACGUACACACUAAAGAUUUGGUAUUAAUACAAAUAAAUCUAUUAGAUACAACAUAAGUGAAUACACUGCCAAGUAGUUUGAGUAGGAAAUCGAGGAUGAAAUAGUUUCAAAGCUUAAAUUAAUACAAUAAGCUGAAGAUAAUGAGGAAUAAUGGGAAUUAAAAGUAGCGAUUUGUGAUUUGUGUAAAUAGCAGAUGGUCUUGAUGAGAGAGUAUCAUGAAUAUUCAGAAAAUUAAAAGAAAUUGAAAGCCUUAAAAUCUAAAUAAGCUUAUGAAAAGCAAGAUUUUGACAAGAAAUUAUAUGGAGGUUAAUGUAGAAAUUGCGUCGAAUAUGUCAAAAUUUAAAGGAAAGAGUUAUAGGAGGAAGUUGAUAAAUCAGAGAGAAAACUUAUGUCAAGAGUUGGAAAAACUUAGUAAAAAAUAUCACGAACGGAUUCUGAUGAAAAAGUAACGAAGAAAAAGCUAAAUUACAAAAAAAUAACGUAUAAAAACAGGCAAAAAUUAUAAUUAGAAUCAGAUUAUAAGGAGGGAGUUUUAAGAUAAGAAAAAAUAAAUUUUUUUCGAAAUAAGGAAAUUGAAAAUGGACAGAAGUAAAGAAUGCUCGAAUACUAUCAAGAUAAAAUAGAUAUUCAAGAUUUAUGGAAAUAAGGAUUAGAGCAUUAUAGGAAAUAAAGAAAUCUUGCCGAUGUUAAAAAUUAGAAAGGAUCUUAUAAGAAGAAAUCAUAUAAUGAUGACUUUUACAACAAAUAAUUAUAUGAAAGAGAGAUAAAUUGUAACAAAAAUAUGAUUAGGAAAUAAAUUAAUGAGGAUAUUUUGUAUUAUAAUGAAGGAAAGUAUUAGGAUUGA
Molecule: messenger RNA, 855 nt
Organism: Stylonychia lemnae
Lineage: Eukaryota; Ciliophora; Spirotrichea; Sporadotrichida; Oxytrichidae
Source: the annotation of a GenBank genome assembly